Messenger RNA from Fonsecaea erecta, 1368 nucleotides. RefSeq lists its product as hypothetical. The transcript has a single exon. The coding region runs from base 1 to 1368 and encodes 455 amino acids. NCBI's taxonomy places the organism in Eukaryota, Fungi, Ascomycota, Eurotiomycetes, Chaetothyriales, Herpotrichiellaceae. The record is from RefSeq and is a predicted model, not a curated record.
AUGGCAACAAUAUUUCCGUGUCGAGCCAGCUUCGUCUGUCGCUCAUGCCAAAAGUUGUCUGCCGUGAAAACCAACCGACGACAAUUCAUCUCGCACGUCGCCAGCCCCUCGAAGCAAGACCCCGUCGUCCUUCCUCCCAAACCUCGCCGACGCAUAUCAGUGCCGUUGGCAAGAAGAGCUGCUCCUGCGGCAGCAGUGUCCCCCACAGAUAGCAACAUCUCUGCGUCAAGACAAAACUCGUCUGCAGAGAUCAACGGGACUUCAGCGGCAGUUACUUCCACGAGCCUCGACCCUGCCAGCCGACUGAAUGAGUUUCGCAAAUUCGUCGCCCAGAUACAGUCGAGCAAUGCCGCCGCCGACAAGGACGACGUGCUCGAGGCACUGAUGGAUAUGUACGAAUACGCAGGCCUGCUGGUGCACGGGGCGACGGGCAAGAUGCCGUCGGAAGAGACUGGACGGACAACGGCACAAGACAAGGAAAUCGGGGACGCAUUACUUCAAGACCUGGCCGAGGACAAGUCGUCCAGACUGCAAAGUGUCGGUGCGGCCGUCGACUCCAUAUCUGCCGCCUCUGGCAGCACAUCAAUGUCCCUCUCGUUCCGCGAAGACGCGGCCAAGCGUGUCUCGCAGCUCGCCUACGACCUCCUGCGCGACCCCAAGGUCUACAUCACCGAAGACAUGCUGCAGAUGUACGUGCGCAUCCUGUGCCUCCUGGGGCGCCCCGAGUACCUCCCGGAGAUCUUCCACCUCUACGCCACGAAGAAAAUCCCCGCCGCCGACAGCAAGCCGGUCACGUACUCGAAGCCAUGGCCGAGGCUGCCCAAGUACGCCGUGCCCGUCGACCUCGCCGAGGCCGCCCUCGAAUCCGCCAUCCUCAAGAAGAACCUGCCGCUGGCCCUGGCGAUCAUCGACACCACGGUGGGCGCGCCGGCCUUCCGCGUGAACAAGGCGCUCCGUCGCGGCAGCGUGCCUGGGCUCAUUGUGGGCGCAACACCUCUCAUCGCAUACGCCGGCGCCGACUGGGUCUCGCACUGGCAGAACACGAUGGACGUCGAAAUGGCCAAGUACACGGCCAUCGCCGGCGCCGUGGCGUACAUCGGCACGCUCUCGACCAUCGGCUUCGUCGCCGUCACGACCUACAACGACCAGAUGCAGCGGGUUGUGUGGCGGCCCGGCACCCACCUGAGCAGCCGCUGGCUGCGGGAGGACGAGCGACGGUUUUUCGACCGGCUGGCCCUGGCCUGGGGCUUCCAGGAGAAGAGCCGCUGGGGCGAGGAGCACGGCGCCGAGUGGCAGCGGUUGCGGGACGAGUGUGGCCUGCGGGACAUGAUUCUGGACAAGACGGAUCUGAUGGAGGGCAUGAAGUGA